CGGCGGGCACCGAGUCACCAGCGAGGCGACAGUGCGCAGGCGCACCGAGUCGUCGUGGCAAGACUGCGGGCACCAGAGUCGUCUGGCAAGACUGCGGGCACACGAGUCGUCUGGCAAGACUGCGGGCAUCGAGUCGUCUGGCCAAGACUGCGGGCAUCGAGUUUUCUGGCAAGACUGCGGGCAUCGAGUCAACUGGCGGAACAGCGGGCAUCGAAGUCGUCUGGCAAAGACUGCGUCGGCACCGGCGAGUCGUCUGCAAGACUGCGGGCAACCGAGUCGUCUGGCAAGAGCUGCGGGCAUCCGAGUCAACUGGCGAACAGCGAGCAUCGAGUCAACUGGGCGGAACAGCGGCAUUCGAGUAGAGGCAUCCGGCUGAAGAGAGGCUUCAGGCCGAGUAGAGGCAUCAGUCUGAGUAGAUGCUUCAGAGCUGAGUAGUAGGCUUCAGGCUGAGU
This is a messenger RNA of Staurois parvus, 452 nucleotides long. NCBI's taxonomy places the organism in Eukaryota, Metazoa, Chordata, Amphibia, Anura, Ranidae. The record is from the annotation of a GenBank genome assembly.